CAGCUGGGCGGAGCCUCGUGCGGGAGGUCAUCACAGACAUGGCGUGGAGAGGAUAUGUAAUCAAAUGGGCCAAAACAGAGUUCAUCAGAUCCCACAACACAACUCCACGAAGCUCCAGACUCGGCCACUACAACCAGCAGAGGUGUGGUUUCCGUCGGGAAGCCAAAAGGCCAGAUACAAAGAAAGGAAAUGUCACCCAAGAAACAAACGCCUCUGAGGUCGCCACACCAGGGCCUCCUCCUCCUCUUCCUCCUCCUCCUCCUCCUCCAAGGGUCCCGAGGCCAACGCUGUUUACGCCGCUGAUGUUCACGGUGGGGUUUACAGGCUGCUCCUUUGGCGCGGCAGCUAUUCUGCAAUAUGAGACCCUGAAGUCCAGAGUUCAGACGGCCAGAGAUGGAGAAGAGGGAGAAAAACUAAUGCAGGGCUCCCAGGACAUGGCAUACUGGCACCAGUGGUGGAACCAGCUGUCCGGCUUCCAGCGACAGCUCAUCCUGCUCAUGUCCACGGUGGACGACUUCUGGAGCGGCCUCACGGAGGGACAGAGGACAGUCGCGGGUAUUAUUGCAGUAAAUGCUGCGGUCCUGUGCUGCUGGCGAAUCCCUUCGAUGCAGAGAAGCAUGAUUAAGUACUUCACGUCCAACCCAGCCUCCAAAACACGGUGCCUUCCCAUGGUCCUGUCCUCCUUCAGCCACUACUCCAUAAUCCACAUGGUGGCCAACAUGUAUGUCCUAUGGACAUUCUCCUCGGGAAUCGUCUCUCUGUUGGGAAAAGAGCAGUUUCUUGCGGUCUACAUGUCUGCUGGUGUGAUUUCCACUAUGGUCAGUUACAUGUGCAAAACAGCCACAGGUCGUCUCUAUCCAUCAUUAGGGGCGUCAGGUGCCGUCAUGGCGGUACUUGCUGCAGUCUGUGCAAAGGUGCCAGAGGCCAAACUCGGCAUAAUCUUCCUUCCUAUGGUCACUAUAACGGCAGGAAAUGUUCUGAAAGCGCUCGUGGCUGUAGAUGCCGCCGGGCUUUUGAUGGGAUGGCGGCUGUUUGACCACGCAGCUCACCUUGGCGGAGCCCUCUUUGGAGUAUGGUACGUGGCAUACGGUCACAAACUAAUUUGGAGGAAGAGGGAGCCUCUUGUGAAGCUGUGGCACGACAUGCGUUCCCCGAGCAGCAGAGGAUCCAGGCCGGGAGGUGGGCCUGGUGACAGCGGACCCGGAUCACAAUAAGACUCCUUUUUAAAAAAAAAAAAAAACUGGACUCCAAUUACCUCAGAGUAUGCAAGGACACUUUUAUUCACUGAGAUGGAGCGGGCUGUUAUUAUUCAUUAAUAAAUAUAGUUUUCCAUCCAAAGUUAGAAAUGAGCGUUUGCUGAUUUAAUGGCAGAGACUUGAAAUUUAACAACAGGUCACAUCAGGUUUUUACUGUCCAGAUGUUUACUGUGUCCCUCAAAGCUGUUCCAGUUACAAAAUGAAACAAUAUCACUCUCCUACCUCUUGGAUGUUUAACCCGGACCCAUCAUGUCAGCGUUUUCCUGUUUAGAUUAUCAAAGAGAGCUGGACAGAAAUGCCAGAGUGCUGAUCCAGUUCAGUAAUUAAACUUUUAUGGGCUGAUCUUUUGUCAUUAUUAAAACUGAGGGUUUAACAAUCA
Messenger RNA from Stegastes partitus (bicolor damselfish), 1635 nucleotides. RefSeq names its product presenilins-associated rhomboid-like protein, mitochondrial. Gene Ontology annotation, cellular component: membrane. Bases 39 to 1214 code for a protein of 391 amino acids. Gene Ontology annotation, molecular function: serine-type endopeptidase activity. The record is from RefSeq and is a predicted model, not a curated record. The transcript has 10 exons. NCBI's taxonomy places the organism in Eukaryota, Metazoa, Chordata, Actinopteri, Pomacentridae.